Molecule: messenger RNA, 4399 nt
Organism: Stegodyphus dumicola
Lineage: Eukaryota; Metazoa; Arthropoda; Arachnida; Araneae; Eresidae
Biological process (GO): autophagosome-lysosome fusion
Source: RefSeq, a predicted model, not a curated record
AUGGCCAAAUUUAUAGGCAGUCUGUAUGGCAUCUAUCUUUUGAAGGAAAAGUGUUUCCGUUGUGUUGUGAUAUAUGAGAAGCAUACAAAUGUCCUUCAGUACAGAGAAACUUAUUGCGAUGGUUACAAAUCCCUCCGACAAGCUUGUGCCACGAUAAGUUCUGAUGCACCUUUGUAUUCUCUUUUUAGAGUGGACGCCAAGCCUGUGUCUUGCCAGCUACGAGGUCCAUUCACCUUCACUUAUAGUAGAGGUCAUGGGGAAUGCAAUUAUCCGCUUUCGAAUAUCGACACGUGCACAGACGAUUCUAGACUCCUUUUUAGGUUUCAAGCGUGUGCUGAUGUUCAAGGAUCGGAGAGUUCAGUGGAAGAACUCAGCUGUCUGGCUAUUUGGAAAGAAGGUUCUGCCCAUUAUUUAGUUGGGAAGAUGGCUAAUGAGAAACAUUACAAUCUUCCUUUUACAGAUGACAAUGCAUACCGUUGCUUUUUGUUUGAUUAUCUACCAGAGAAAGAAGGAAUCCAGAUGUCUCAGUCAGCAGAUGCCACAUGCGAUGGGCUCGUAUCGCCAUGGGAAGGAUCUAGAACAAUGAAACUGAUAAAAAGUAAACACCCUUCUCCAAACUGCCCUUUUCCUUCGUGGGUCACUGCAUCUCAUAGAUGGCACACGCUGGACGGGAAGAAGAUAUAUACAUUCAGUCUAAAGAAUACGACUUUUAAACUGUCUCACUCGCAUGACCACGCUGAUACAAAGUUCUUCUGCAUUGAGGAAAUUUCUUCGUCAGCCAAUACAAGCACUUUUGUGGCCUACAGUAUGUCAGGAUGCAAAAAUGGAUACAUCUGCAUAAAGUUCUACCGCAGACACAAGCAUAUCAUCGAAAUCCAAUUCGGUGACUUAGCAAGAAGUUCACAAGAAGCGUGUCAUUCCGCUUUUUCUGAUAUUUAUAGCAACCAGGAAUUUGUAACACUUGUAGCACCUUCCGCAUCUACUUCCGGCUGUCCACAGCUCGUAGAAACGAAUGGUUUGAGAAUCCAGAUGGGGAAGUCAGCAGCUUCCUCCUUCCGACCGGAACUGUGUCGCGACUCUGCGGCCCGGGUUGUGGGAUGUCGGUCCAAUGACGCUAUAGUAUUUUCAACCAGCUGCACUUCGUUCACAGAUGUUAAAAGUUUCCAUUGUCACGGUGACUGGGAAGAAAAUGGAAGAAGUUACCUAGUAACUGGAUUAAGGAAUACCAAAAAUAAGUACUGCUUCGUAUACUGGAGCAAUGACAAAGUAACUCACCUAACUGGGAUCCAUGAUACCUGCCGCAGAACUAUAGAGCCAGGCGUCACAGGCAACUUUUCUUUCAACAUUUCCUCAGCAGGUUUGUGCGACAACCUUCUGAAUAGCAGUUACCUCGACAAAGCUCCGGGUGUUUUCAUCUCUUUCGCCAAUCUAUCUGUCCUGAUUAUUAUAUCUUGCCUUCUUCUGCGGUGACAAUUACUGUAAACAGCAAACACGAAAAUAAUUUACCAAGAGGAAAGGACAGACAGACAGACAAUAGAGGUGGUUUUUUGCACAAGCACCUCUCAGUGCCUAUCCAUGUGCUGAAGGUUAUUGGUUUGAUUACCGCUAAACAAGACCAAAUAUGAAAUUUCAACAAACAUUGAAAUGGAAGUGUAAUGCGUGCACAAUGCGAAGACUAAGGUUGAUUUUAUAAAUCAAUCUAUUCUGUUUCAUAAUCGAUUCCGGUAUUUUGAAAACGAUAUCAUGCAGUUUUCCAUGAGACUGACUAGUAAAAACAAGCCUAUCAGCAUCCUUUCUUUCUUCGAAGCUGCUGUGCUGCAGAAAUGUUGCACAUCAUUAUAUCCCUUAAUGCACAAUGAAAAGCCGAGGAAACCAAAUCCUUAAAAAGUAGGGCAAACUCAAGGGCUAUUCAGUGAUAUCGAUGUGAAAUGUGUACAAAAGAUGUUUCACAUAACUUUUACUGCGUUUUUGAAAUUGCUUAUAUAGGUUGAUUUUGAAUUUUUAAAGAUUCUGAGAAAUAGGAGAUUUAUUUUUGUAGUGUACAGAUCUAUUUAUUAAUUUGUUUAUUUUAAACCUGUAUUCGCACAAAAUCACAUAAAACAGUCUGAAGGGUCAUAAAGGAAUGAUACAAAAAACACAAAUUAAAACUUUUAUACCAUUUUAAGAAACUAAAAUCGAUUAUAAACUAUUAAAAUUAUUAUAAAAUAAUUUAGGUUCAUUAAAAUUCAUAUUAUUUAUAGAUUGUUAUGUUAAUGCAAAAUCACAUCUAUGUACAAAUGUGCUCAUUCAUAAAUAUAAAUUUUUAGAAUUUAGUUCCAGAUAAAUAACAGAUUUUGUUGCCAGUUUCGUUAGAAAAACAUUGAAUAAAUAAAACAACAUUAGGAAAAUGCCUUUUCUAAAAGAGGAAGAAAUAUAAAUAUAUAUGAAUGUAUCCAUAAAUAGAUAAAAUAUUAUUUAAUAACAUAAUAUCUCUUCCAAAGUAGAUUUCAUUUAAUUACUCUACUCUCGUCUAGAAAUAUUUUUACUGUAAAAUGCAAUUACUGAAAUUUCUCUAGUAUAAAAAAUAUAACGGUAAUGAAAUAUAAAUCUCAUUACCGUUACUUUCUUUGAAUUCUGAUAAUUACCUUCCAACAAAUAACAGCCAUUUCGUAACGGCGAGCUAAGGAACACGGAAAAAAAUAUUCUAAGAUAAAGUUGAGUAUCGCAGAUUUUAAUCCAAAAUGAUCGGAUAGUGUAAUCACGUUGUUCAAAUAAACUUUGAAUUUUGCUUUAAAAUACAGUUCAGUUUAGAAAUGUUACUCAUUUUUUCACAUAUUGUAUAAUGUCCUUUGUUAAACGCACAUUUAAGAACAGCUAAAUGUAUUUCAGAGCAUUGUUGGAUGUCCCAUUAGGAUGUUUAACAUUCAUUAUGUUUAACUCAUAGUUAAGUCAAUUACGAAAUGUACAAACAUAUUCGUUUCUGGAUCAUUAACACAAAACAGCACAUGUAAUCUUAUGAAGGAAGAAAUGCGUUUAAUUUUUCAUUCAUUCCCCAUAUAUGUUAAUGCAUUUAAAUGCAAAUUUACAAGGAUUCAAAAACAGAGCUAGUAACUAUUAUAAAUGGUUUUAAAUCGCACCAGGUUUAAAAGAAUGCUUUCUUAAAAACAACUAUCAAUGAAUUAAUACAUGUGCUUCAGCUAAAAAUUAAUCUACAUUGCGCCAUUAUGUAUGUAAGAAUAACAUUGCGGAUAUUUUUAUCCAAACGCAGUUUAAAUUUAAACAAAGAAACCCGACUCUAUAAAUACCCUUUUGCGUAAAUGCGCACUACCCUUUUCCUGCCUACCUUUGGCUCUGGUACACCAAUCACGUUCGGCACUGGUUUACAAUUUACGCCAGGAAGCGUCGUGGUUUUGGUAGGUAAAGACGAUUGGCAAAUAUAUUUGUCAAUAAGAAAGGCUCUAGUCCAGAAAUACUGAAUGCGCAUGCGCUUAUGAGGGAUGAUAACCGCGCUGGUUUACGAGGUUAGCUUACUUGAAUACUGCAAAGCCACUAGGGGUACUUGCCUAAGGUUAGGUUAGGUUAUUUAAUUACGGCAAAGCCUCGAGGGCUAUCUGCCUAAGAGGAGGGAUGCCUCUGUGGAGGACUUUCUAAUGUACUUGCCUAAGAGGAGGUGUAACAGGUAACAUUUUAUUUACGAGCUCCUGUAACUCAAUGCAACUGCUCGGCUGGAAUCUCAUCUGAGAGCCGCCAUAUUAGGCAAGGGGGGGGGGUAGUCCAGAAAAGGUCCCUUUGAAGAGGUUUCACAUAUACACUUAACGAACCCGUGGGUCCCCACUUCGGGGGCCAUACGGAUUACUUAAAUUGAUUUCUCUGGACGAGAACCACAGUGUGGCCCCGGGGCCAGAAGGAUCACGUCCUCCCAUACAAAGUUUGAUAGAACCACAACUCGAGGACCAGUCCGAGAGAACGCCACCCCUCCCGGUCGCUGCAAAGAGGAAACGUCCCUCGUCAAAGAGCCGGGUCCAAGGGGUCACCAUUCCCUGUUCUCGGAGCUACUUGUACGGCGUGACCUACUCGCUUGGAAGUUUGAAUGGUGGUCUAAAUGCUCCAGCCAGUACUGCGCGUCCGUCACACAGGCCAUUACCCAGAAAACCCGUCCUACUGAGAUACUGAUGCCGUCGUUAUUAUAUACUUACGGCAGUCUCUCGGAUCUGACCUUAAUGAACCGAGAAGUUCUAGUAUAGCCAAACUCAUGAAUUUUAUACACCCGUGGUGUUUUACUGAAUUUGAAUUUGCUAGGGAAUUAAUGAAUUUUAUUAAUAAUAAUCGUGUUAAUGUCGGAAUUUUGAUUUAACAUGUGUUUAGUGUUUUUAUGAUAGAGCAUGGUCUGUGUCUUGUGUUUUGUCCUUUCCUUUUGUUU